Messenger RNA from Eruca vesicaria subsp. sativa (arugula), 1164 nucleotides. NCBI's taxonomy places the organism in Eukaryota, Viridiplantae, Streptophyta, Magnoliopsida, Brassicales, Brassicaceae. The record is from the annotation of a GenBank genome assembly.
AUGGUGAGUAAUAAGGUGAAGAGGGAUGCGGUGGUAGCAUGCAUGACUUGUCCUCUCUGCGACAAUCUCCUCCGUGACGCCACCACUAUCUCCGAGUGCCUUCACACCUUUUGUAGAAAAUGCAUCUAUGAGAAAAUCACAGAGGAUGAGAUAGAAUGCUGUCCAGUAUGUGAUAUUGACCUCGGGGGUGCCCCGCUGGAGAAACUAAGGCCCGACCACAUUUUGCAAGACUUGAGGGCUAAAAUAUUUACUCCAAAACGAAAGAGAGAGAGGGCGCCUGAAGUUGUGUCCUCGAUCACAUUACCUGCAAGGAGGAAAGAGAGGUCUAUCUCGUCUUUGGUGGUAAGCACACCCAGGGUUUCAGCGCAAUCUGGUACAACAGGGAAGAGAACAAAAUCUCUCAUGAGGAAAGAUGUGCGUGGUAGUGGUUCAUUCACUAAGAGAAGUGUGAAGAAGGAGGAAGAAUUUGGAGAUGAUCAUACAGAGAGUGAAAGCUCGCCAGAAACACUUAAAGAUUUUACUCAGAAUAAGAGGCAGUCUUCACAUGCAGAGCCUAGCCAGUCCCUCUCUAAUCGAAGAAACAAGGAUGUUGCUGAACCUUGGGAUUCCAAAUUAAAUCUCUGGAAACCUUUAAAUUUUCUUGUGGAUGUGGCAAACGGAACAAAGCCCUCAAAUUCUGAGCAUGGAAAUGCAUCUCACACUGAUGUUCAGGGUAAUAAAACCAAAACAAAGGAGUAUAAGCGAAAAUGUAAACUCGAGGAAGAGAUCAGCAAUAAUGGUGAUCCUACAACAUCAGAAACUGCUACGCUUAAAAGAACGCGUAGGACUCGCCGUAAAAGGUCAUCCGCUUUUGGUGAUUCAAGAAUUCCACCACUACCAGAUACAGAAAGCCUGAAACAGGAGAGGAGAAAGGGUCCGAUUUGGUUCUCACUUGGAAGGAGAAACAUCACUGCCUCAGAUUCCGGCAAACUACUUGAGAAUAAGGUAGAGAUAAGAUGUAUGGGAGAAGCAGUGAUCCCAACGUUGGAGCUUCACAGCUUAGUGGAGCUAUGGUUGGAAACAACUUCUAGGCAUGAAAGAGUGGCUGCAACUAUAGGUUCCUCUGCAAAGGAAUUUGUAAUGGUGCUAGCUUAUGCUCGGAAGGUACCUGAGGGCAACAACUAA